Messenger RNA from Paramecium pentaurelia, 740 nucleotides. NCBI's taxonomy places the organism in Eukaryota, Ciliophora, Oligohymenophorea, Peniculida, Parameciidae. The record is from the annotation of a GenBank genome assembly.
AUGAAUUAAGAAAUUCAAGUUGAAUAAAAACUCUCAUUAUAUGAUAUUGUUAAGGAAAAAAGAGAGGAAAAGCAAGUGCCAAUUAGUAGAAUGGUUUAUGCUACUUACUUUAGUGAAAGCGCUAUUCAAAAAAUUGAUGUUGAAUAAGUUUUGACUAAAUAAGUUAUAUUAUUUUUAGAUUUUAGAUUAAAGAGUUGAGUGACACUCAAGGUUAAAUAUCUGGAUUUCUUUUAAUUUGAGGUCUUUUUAGCUUGCAUCUAGUAGAAACUUAAUCACAUGUUAUGAAUCUUUGGAUGCGUAAUCUAUAUGCUGAGUAUAGAAAAGAAAAGAACAUUUAUAGCAUGAUUAAUAUUGUAACUGUGAAUGAAGACAAUCCUACUAGAUGUUUUGAUAGGUGGUAUUGUGAAAACUUGUUUUAAACCGGUCCUCAAUUAUCAGACAUGGAUAAAACAGAAGCUUAGUGUUAAGAAAGAGUUUGGGAAUUAUAUUAAUAAGUUUGUAAUGCUGGAAUUAAACACAGUGCAAGAACUUAAAAAGAUAAAUAAUAAAAUAAAAUAGCUAAUGAUGUUCCCAUUACUUUGGAUGAUAUCAACAUGUUACUACAUAAAAGAUUUAUGUCAAUUGAAGAAUAUAAUGAAUUAUAUUUAGGAGACAUCAAAAUUGAAUUAGAAUAAGAAAAGGUUUAUCCUCAAACAUUACCCUUAACAAGAGCAUUAGAAUAUAAAGAUUUAGGAGAAUGA